CAUGGGUGUAUUUUUUGGCCCACGAGAACGUGGCCGACGUGGCCACCGGCGGCGGGCGUACGCCUCCGCCGCGGCCGGCGCAGACCGGGCGAAUACUCCGGCGAGGUCACUGGAGGUCCAUGGCCUGCCCUCGUGAGCCGGGAUCCGGGGGGCGCUGCACCGCCUACGUGGUGCGGGUGCUCCGGUUCACCGGCUUGGCCGGGCGGCCGCUGGCGGCGGGGCGGGCGGCCGUAUCGAUCUACACGCUUUGUGGCGGAAGCAUGGCUUGUUUGGCGCCGCUCCGCCGAUCGCCGUGGCUUUUUCAGGGCCCAGCUAAGCAAAAUCAUACAGCUGCCUUUGAAGACUAGAUCGGCGUCUUCCCGUGUGGCUGGCUGCUGGCGCGCUUCCGACCAAACCGCCCAGGGAUUCCGUGCAUUUGUUAUGUAGAAAAAUAUAUGUGAGAGGAAGAUUGAGAUUAAUGGGACAAUUGUGGCUUGGUGAUUUAGUGACCAAUCCAAUUCUCUAAAGAUAAGUAAAGACCAAAUCCCAUCAAAUUAGAAUCGAUCAUAAUCUGGUAUAAUUUAUUUAUUGAAUUAGUGUUCACAUGACAAACUAAUCAUGUGCUGGGGGAAGAAAAUGACAACUGUAUGGCUCACCAUUUAACCCCAUCUUGCUUUGGCCAAUGCCCACCACUUUGUCAAUCCCCAUUGCUUGCAGUAUCGCUACAGCUUCUUUAUGGUUUCUUGUUCUGGAAGGGAAAAAAGAAUUUAUGCCAUAAUACUGAUCAGGAGCAGUGCUAUUCAUUAGCUUGACGGAAGUUUAUUUACAAGGAAAAACAAAUCAACUAAGACAUGUACUUAGAAUUGAAGUUCAACAUUGCUACGCUAUUGCUUCCUAGAAGGUUUCAAUUUCUUCCUUGAUCAUGAAGCGCUCAUCUACCAUCUUCAGUUGAUGUUCAACAAUUUUCCUAUUUGUCUCCUUCCAUUAUUCCAAACUGUGUAUGUUCCUAUUGUUAUUAUCCUCCUUCUCCUGCUUUAUUUUUCCUACCGUCAGUGCAUUCCCAUGAUGCCAGAGUAUAACCAUAAUUUGUUGGAUAGAGAUUAAUGUCCAGCCAAACAGAGAUCUUGGGCCAAAGUUGUUUGGAGAAUGGCCAUUGAUGAAGCAAGUGUUUUGCUUUUUCCUGUACUUGAUCACAUAAUUGAAAAAUAUCAUCAUUCAGAAAUCAUCUUGCUUGUAGUUUGUGAGCUGUUAAUAUUUUCUCCUGCAAUAGUAGCCACAUGAAGAACAUAAGGUUUUGUUAUGUUUCCAACCUCCAGAUACUAGCUAGGCAUGUUUGCUGAACAGCGCAACAAAUUGUACUCUAUAAUCUGAUCUAGCACUGUGGAUUCCAGAAUGGCAGAAUGAUGUCCAUUUCCAGGUUAUGGAGUUUGGAUGGUCAUUAGAACUUAUAUUUUGCAAUUUUAUCCACAAGUAGAAGAUUGCCAGGAAGUUAACAUUUUUACUUCUAUGCAAUCCUCUCAUCCUUUUGUUGCCUGUAAAAUUUCGAAGGAUUUCUCAGCAUAAUAAAACUCACAAAAUCGAAAUUUUCGAAGGAUUUUUCAGGACAUAUGAAUUAUCUAUGAGUGUGCUGGAUUGAAGUUGGUAUCCCCAGCAGUUCAUGUUGUGCCCAUGCUUUUGUUUUGUUUGGGCUGUAUAAGACUCUCUAUUUGUUCCUUUUGGCUUUCUCCAAAAAACCGGGGAAUUUCUGAUUACAUGGCUGAGUUUUCAGCAAUGAGUUCUGUAGGAUGGAUUGUUUCACCUAUCAUUCGUAAAAUGGUUUCUGUGGUGCAGUCCUAUAUAUCAAGCCAGUUCACCUGGAAGUCUGAGAUGAUGUCUGAUCUCAAGAAUUUGGAGUCCACUUUGGUACAGAUUUUGUUGGUGGUUGGCGCAGCGGAAAGACGAAGUAGAAAAGACAGUAGUCAAGUGAUGUCAUUGCACCAAAUGAAAGAUGCAGUCUGUGAAGCUGAUGAUGUCUUGGAUGAGUUUGACUAUCUGAUCAAAGAAAAGAUUGAAGACCUAGGCAUGUUCUCAUCUGUUCUCUCUAUUGGCAAGCGUUUAGUUAGCAUUGAUAAGCUCAGAUCAAAAUUACAAGAAGUUAUAAAAACACUGGGCAGAGUUAGAGCUUCCGCAGAGAUGUUUGCUCAAGUUAUGGCAGGGGAGGUCUCUAGCUUCAGUCAGUCUCCUGAGUAUGCUCCAGCAAGAGCCACAGGAUCUCUUUUGCGUGAAGAUACAAUUUUUGGACGGAAGAAUGAGAUUGAUGAACUAGUAAGUAUAUUGGUGAAGGAUUGUGAUGAACAUUUGUCUUAUGAUUGUCAGUUAUUUAAUACAGUGGUGCAUUCUAUUGUUGGUGUUGGGGGCAUCGGCAAGACUACACUAGCACAAGCUAUUUACAAUGAUGAGCGGAUUACUGAGAUUUUUGAUCUGAAGAUAUGGGUUUGUGUCUCCCAUAAUUUUGACAAAACUAGACUAACUAAGGAGAUCAUAGCAUGCACAGCUGGCACAGAACAUAUUGAAUUGGCCAGUUUCAAUUUCAGUAUGCUCCAAGAAAAGCUUCGAGAUAGACUGAUGUGCAAAAGGUUUCUUCUAGUGCUGGAUGAUGUGUGGUAUGAUGAAAGAGUUGGAGAGCACAUGAACAGAGAAACGUGGAAGGAGUUGAUAGCUCCCAUAAGAAAUAUAUAUAUAAGUUCUGAGGCUUUAGAGAGAAAGAGAACAGGAAGCAAAAUACUAGUGACAACCCGGGCAGAAUUGGUAGCAAAAAUGCUAGAUUCGAGAAGCUUAUUUUUCUUGCAGGGCCUUGGAAAAGAUGACAGCAGAAUGCUCUUCCGGAAAUGUGCAUUUGGAAACAGGAAUCCAGAAGAUUACCCAGAGUUGAAGAUAAUUGAGGACCAAAUUGUUGAAAACCUAAAAGGCUCAGCUCUAGCCAUUAAGGUGACUGGAGGCCAUUUAAGUGGCAAAUACAACGCUCUGGAAUGGAACAAAAUUCUUCAGAAAAGUGUACUCAACCCUAAUGACAUUAUGACAAUCUUACGCUCAAGUUAUGAAAGCUUACCAAAUUAUCUUCAGCAGUGUUUUACGUACUGCAGUUUAUUCCCUAAAGGUUACCGCAUUGAUCCAAACAGGCUGAUCCAUAUGUGGGCAGCUCAGGGUUUUGUUCAUUCAGACAGAAAUAUCAAUACUAGUCUGGAGGAUAUUGGCAGAGGCUAUUUCAAUGAUUUGCUACAGCGCUCAUUUUUCCAAGUGUUCCGAUGUGGAGACCAAAUUUACUAUAUUAUGCAUGAUGUAUUGAAUGAUCUGGCACUUCAUGUUUCUGGGGGCGAAUGCCAUAGGAUUGAACAUGGCAGUCCGAGUGAGUUACCCCAUCAUAUUAGGCAUUUGUCUGUUUCUGCUGAACUCCUGGAAAAUUUUGUGAGUUUUGGUAGUUUGGGAAGAUUGCGUUCACUACUAGUUUUUAACAAGUCUUGGUUUUGCUCAAAACUCAGCCUCACUCAUGGUAUACUUGCCAAGCUGAAGGGGGUGCGGGUGCUGGAUGUAAGUGGCUGUUGCAUGAAACGCUUGCCUGAUGCUGUGUACAAUCUCAUUCACCUCCGUUUCCUAGCUAUACAGCGGACAUGUUACACACUACCUAAAACAAUUUCUAGACUUCAUCAUCUAAGGGCCUUGUUUGUACAGUAUCAUUCAUGUUAUUCCUCUGGAAAAUUUAGCUCACAUUGUUCCUCUCACAAACUUUUGAAUCUUUCAUGGGGGCAAGUGAACAUAGCUGGAGGUUGUUUCAGUCUUCCUGAAAGCAUUAACAGACUCAGUAACUUGGUGCAUGUUGAUAUAGAGAAGUCAUAUGCUCUCAUGCUAACAGGCAUGCAUCAACUUCCAUGUGUUGAAGGUUCAGGAGAAUUUCAUGUUGGCAAGAAGGGGCAAAGUAUUGUUGGGCUGAAGGAUCUGAAUGAACUUCGUGGAGAGCUUGCAAUUAGAUUGCUGGAGAAUGUGAAAACAAAAGAGGAAGCUGCUAAGGCCAAUCUUGAGCUAAAGAAGCACAUAAGAAAGCUGGAGCUAGAAUGGGGAUCGGGUGACCAUGAUGGUCACACUAGCAAUGGUUGUGAUGUGCUUAAUGUGCUAAAGCCGCACCCUAAUCUUGUCGAGCUAACUAUAAGUGGAUAUCCAGGUGCUACUUCUCCCACCUGGUUGAAUUCUGGUUGGCUGAGCAGUUUGCAAUUGAUUUGCUUACGUGAUUGUAAAAAAUGGGAGGUACUUCCACCUUUAGGGGAUCUACCAUUGCUUAAAGCUCUUGAAGUUCGGAGAAUGGAUGAAUUAAAAAUACUAGAUCAGGAGUUCUUGGGCCGUAAAGGAUUCCCCUCAUUGGAGAGACUGCUGCUGGAACGCUUGCCCAAACUAGAAUGGAGUAUUGUAGAGAACGACCAGUUGUUUCCUGCUCUCAGAGAUCUCUCAUUUUCUGGAUGCCCAAGGUUAAGAGAAUACCCGACCUAUGUGCGUACCCUCAGACAUAUUGCUAUACUUGAUAAGGAACAAAUCCACUUCAAGGUUUUUAUGGACAACUUUGAACUCACAAGAUCAUUUUGCUGCCUGUUGUCAAGCUUCUUCUAUGUCUUGCGUGUUCAUCACCUAGAGUUUGUUGAAAAGCUGAAGAUCUACGUAGAUCAUUUGAGAGACAUUCCUAAGGUAGCCUUCAAUAAUAUGAAGCAACUCAAAGAGCUCACAAUAUUUGGUUUAGGAUCAUCUUGGGAGAAUACAUACCCCAUAAUUAGCACAUUGUGGGAUGAGGAUGGGGUUACUGUGCUUCCUACAUCACUUCAACGUCUUGAACUAAUAAAGUGUCAGUUGCGAGCAAGUUCUUUAUCCAAGUUGCUGAACAACCUCGUAUGCCUCGACACACUAGACCUUGGACCUUGUGAUACAGUUGGAAUGCCAUCUCAAUUAUCAUUAAGCAUGCACCAGUUGAGGAUGCUCAGACAAUUAAACAUAUACAAAUGUUAUUGGCUGAUGUCACUCGAGGGAUCACAAUCCCUUGUCUCCCUCAAAGAGUUGAGAUUGGAAAAUUGUGAUAAUUUGGAAUCUGUACCAGACAUGGAUAACAUGCCAUCCCUCCAAAUUUUACUUUUACGAAGUUGCCCCCAAGUGACACGACUAUAUCAAUCUGGUUGCCACACAGCUUUGGAGGAAUUGAGAAUUGAAUCCUGUGAUGGGCUAGCAUCACUAGAAGAUUUGAAUGAACUUGUUUCCCUUAGAAAGAUGAAGGUUAUAGAAUGCUCUGCUCUCAUAUCGCUGCCUGAUAUGAGCACCUUUUAUUCACUAAAGAUUCUUGUAAUUGGUCGAUGCACUCAACUUAGGGCACUGCCGAGGAAUGGUCUCCCUGUAUCACUUAAAGCUUUCUUCUUGAUAGAAGGCCAUCCAUUAUUAGGCAAGCAGUUUGAGCUGAAAAAUGGUCCUGACUACAACAAGGUUGCUGCCCUUUCUGGAUGCAUGCGUCAUACAAAUCAGAGGAAAGUUUGGGAGUACUGGUCGAAAUUCUGAACUGGCAACCAAGCGAAACUGUUGUGGACAAGUUCUGAUCUGGCAACCAAGCUAAACUACUAUCGCUUCUUAGCGUUUACAUUGACUGUUUAUGGGGAUCGGAGAAUUUGAAGAUCACCAGAGUGGUCAGCACUUGUUAAGUUGCAUGUUUUCAUGAGGAUUAUGAUGGGUUGCACUGGCUUGAGGAGCGAUCUAGUUACCCAGAUAAAUUUGGGUGUCAGGGUGGCAAAUGGCAUGCGUCCCCUGCGUUGUGCUGCUGUUCCUGUGCAAAUUCCAAUUGCAUGCUGCAAUUUGGGUUUUCCAUGUGCCAAUGUUACUGAAAUGGUGCACCGUUCGGUUUCUGAUUAUGCAAAUGUGCUCAUGAUUCAAUCGGCAAAAUCCAAUGCCCACGUUGUUCUCUUCGCUCUAUAUUGUUCCUGUUUAAAAUGUAGAAAAGCUCAGUUGUUGCUAAAGUGGAAUUACUGGAUUUCAAUUCAAUGGCUAUAAUGAUUAUUCUAGGGGUAUGCAACUAACAAA
Oryza sativa Japonica Group (Japanese rice) is the source of this 6057-nucleotide messenger RNA. Its product is annotated as putative disease resistance protein RGA3. Gene Ontology annotation, biological process: defense response to other organism. Gene Ontology annotation, molecular function: ADP binding. The record is from RefSeq and is a predicted model, not a curated record. Lineage: Eukaryota; Viridiplantae; Streptophyta; Magnoliopsida; Poales; Poaceae.